GGGGACGGCCCACUGGACUGGGGCGGGCUGGCGGACAAGGCGGGGCAGUGAUGAGAUGGGGAUGUCAACAGAGGAGCAGACCGCCCGCGUAAGGUAGUGGAAAUGCCAGCGAGGCCAGACAGCUCCAAAGGGGUCACUUUUCGAAUCGCAAAGCAACAUCUCCGUCCCAAGCAACCGUUCUUCUUGCAAACACCUUUACACCACCAAAGUCGCGACACCAGUUCACAGUUGCGCGCCGGCUACCCUCUAGAUUCCAGGCCCAUUCCUUUCUGACAAGCUCCGGCUCCGUGAACAUCCUCGGCAUUUUCCCAAACACUCCGCAAAUUCGCCCCUCCUUCAAGCCGACAAUACCCCUCGACCGCCACGCACGUUCGAGAUGGCCGCCCCGGGAGACCAGCGCAUAGCUGUUCCUAUCGACGACCCUAACGCCGACACAGAAUGGAACGAUAUCCUUCGCAAGCAUGGUGUCAUCCCCGAGAAGCCCCCUAGCCCGACGCCUAUGAUUCAGGAAGCUAUCGAGGAGGCGCGCCGACUUGCACACGAGAACAGGCUUGAAGGCAAGGACCUGGACGAGCUUGACGAACUAGAAGACGAGGAGGACGAAGAGUUCCUGGAGAUUUACCGCCAGCAGAGGAUGAAGGAGCUCAGCGCACUGCAAAAGAAGUCGGUACACGGCAGCGUCUACCCCUUAUCUAAGCCCGAAUACUCCCGCGAAGUCACCGAUGCGUCACAGAAUGGACCAGUGUUUGUCCUCCUUACCUCCUCCUUGGGCACCAACGUCGAGUCGAGAGUUCUGUCAGAGCUCUGGCGCCAGGCAGCAAGGGAGUACGGCGAUAUCAAGUUCUGCGAAAUGAGAGCGUCGCAAGCUAUCGAAAACUACCCUGAGCGCAACUGUCCUACGAUUUUGGUCUAUAACAAGGGGGAUAUUGUCAAACAGGUUGUGACACUCAUGACAAUGCAUGGUGUCAAGACCAACAUGUUGGACAUCGAUAAGCUACUCGUCGAUGUUGGGGCGAUCCCUGACAAUGACAUGCGGGUUGCCAAGAGAAGGAGGGAGGCUCAGGAUGCAGAGGAGGAGAAGCUCUUUAGCAAGAACAUCAGAAGCACCUCUGACCACAAGGAAGAGGACGACGAUGACUGGGACUAAGCCGGGCGCGACACAAUACGCCAUAUUUCCUUGUAUCAUCACGGCCGUCCGAGCGAGGAGAUACGAUACCAUUUCGAGGUUGAACUCAGCGUGCCCGACUCGGGAGAAAAGCCACACGAAAAGAAUCAGGGGCCUCCAAAUGUACGCCGGUGCCACAUGACGCCGCGUACCAGUUACGAUUCACUGGACAUAAUAAUCACUAGACGUUUUAAUCGGAGCGGAUGCUCCAAUGCCAAAGUCCCCAACGUUGCAAAUAAUUCGAGAUGGUCGAUGCCAGACCUUAUACUCAGACUUUAACCAUGUAGCAGGAGUUCAUCAAACUUGAUUCGAGGCAGUAACCCGAGGAGGCUCGACAGCUAGUUUUGACUUCUCUCAAAUUGGCCCUCCUCUCUUUUCAUAGGCAGGUUCGUCAAAGGUGUCGAGCUGACAU
Messenger RNA from Neurospora crassa OR74A, 1577 nucleotides. RefSeq names its product phosducin family protein. The record is from RefSeq and is a predicted model, not a curated record. NCBI's taxonomy places the organism in Eukaryota, Fungi, Ascomycota, Sordariomycetes, Sordariales, Sordariaceae. The transcript has 2 exons. Gene Ontology annotation, biological process: protein folding. Gene Ontology annotation, cellular component: cytoplasm. The coding region runs from base 377 to 1147 and encodes 256 amino acids.